This is a messenger RNA of Sclerotinia trifoliorum, 2039 nucleotides long. NCBI's taxonomy places the organism in Eukaryota, Fungi, Ascomycota, Leotiomycetes, Helotiales, Sclerotiniaceae. The record is from the annotation of a GenBank genome assembly.
ACCAAAAUAGAGCCAAGUGAGACAGAUGAAAGUCAAUAUCAUUUCUUUGCUACCAUCUUUUACUCAACAUACAACAAAACAGAAUACUCUCGAUAAAUUAUUGAAUCAUUGAUAUUGCUGGUCAAUCAAAACCAAAACCAUGGCUUCGAAGAAAUCAAAACCAGCUCCAACCGAUGAUGAAUUGAAUGAACUCUUAGAAGGCAUUGAUGAAGUUAAAGUUAUAGCACCUUCUUCCAAGGGAACUUCGAAAUCACAUAAAACAAAACAACCUUCUCAAUCAGAACAGGAUCUACUUGCAGAACUUGAAAACCUUGGAGCUCAGCAACCAAGUAGACCACAUACACCACGAAUUCAACAAGUGAAGCGUUCGAAUACAGCAACCCCUCCUCCAGCUUCCCGCAGAAGUGAGGACAGAUCAAGCGAGGAGAAACCUACUCUACCUCGAAAGUCUGUUGACAGUACUCGGUCAUUUCAUACUAGUUUCACCCCUUCAGCAACUAGUAGCGAUCUUCAAGAAGCUGAAAAAAAAGCUCCAGUUGCUCAACCUGCUACUGAAACUGCAUCAGCGGGUGGGGGAUGGUCCUGGGGAAGCGUCUUUGCAACGGCAACAGCUACAGCUAGUGCAGCUGUUACUCAAGCUCAAGCUGCAGUCAAAGAAAUUCAACAAAAUGAGGAAGCAAAACGAUGGGCGGAACAAGUUAAAGGAAACGUUGGGGUUCUUAGAGGUUUUGGUAAGAUAUUAAUUUGAUUCAUUGGCAAGCGAGGGAUAUGCUAAUCAAAGGUGAAGGUGGUGAGUUGAGAUCAAGAGCUCUUCCGACCUUUACAAAUAUUCUACAUACUCUCGCACCACCUAUCUCAUCCCACGAACGACUUCAAAUUCACAUCACCCAUGAUUUUAUCGGUUAUCCUUCUCUUGACCCUCUCAUUUAUUCUACAUUUUCUCGUGUAAUGGCUCAAGUUGAAGGAGGAGAUCUACUUGUCAUCCAACGUGGCCACGAAUCAACAGCACGUCGCGCAUCCGAAGCUGGCUAUACUGGAGGUAACGCAGGAUGGAGCGAUGGACCAUGGUGGCGCGUAGGAACUGAUAAUCGCGAUAUUGGCUCUGUAAAAGGACUAGUCGAAGGAACGAAACUCGUCCGCGUAAGCGCAGAAGCUUAUUCGAAGGAGUAUUUCGAUGCCCAUGGUGGACUAGAACUCGCGGCUCAGCGAGCCACCGAAGAUCUUAGCGAGUCGAACCCAGUUCGAAGCAGCGAUAUUUUCAUGGCCGUCCAAGCGAUUACCCAUGAAGCACCAAUCGAUUUGUUCCAAGGAGGUCCGGUAACAGAGACGGAAGGAGGUGUUGUUGACGAUAAACCGAAACCUGAUGAAUUAAUCUCCUUCGCUAUUUACCUCCACGAUCCAGUCCACACCAUAACGUUCUCUACACUUACCCAAGCUAUUCCCGCAAAGUGGAUUGAAUGGCUCGAUGCUCCCGCUCCACUUACUCCUGUCUCCGCAUCUUCACCAUCAAGAGAAAAGUCCGGAUUCUUCGGUGCAGAAUCAGAGAGUGCGCACACAGGGUUACCGGAAGAGAUUCAGCAAAUUAUAGAAAGUGGAGGAGUGGAUCCGCGCGAAUGGGUUGCAGAAUGGGUGGAGGAGACGCUGAGUCUGGGAGUGGGGGUUGUAGCACAAAGAUAUGUGGCAAAGAGGAUGGGAGUUGGUGAAGGUGGUAUUGGAAAGGGAAAGGCUAGGGUGGAGGAGGUGCUUGGCGACGGAGGUGGGGAGGCAGCAAGAGCGGGGUUGAUUUGAUGGGAUUUGGGAGAAGGGAAAGCGGUAUUGGUGGUUCCCAUGACUGUUCCAAGGCGUUUUAUAUCUUUCGUCAUGUCAUGGUGUAUUAGUCAGUUUAUGGAUGUUUAGUUGUGUAGGCGCGUCAGGCAACCAAUGCGUGCAUCAUUCUUCUUCUUUUUUGGGCCAAGGAAGGAAUGGGCACAAGUUCUGGAUUGUAUGAGCGGGUGUGGUAUUUUUCGUUGUUUUUGUCGUACUUGUUUCUGUGACUAAUA